AAAAAAAAUUGAAAUUUUCUUUCAUCUCCCGCCCAAACAAAACACAGCUCUCAACGUUGAAACAAAACACAGCUCACACAGCCUCUCACACAGCCUACACUCACCCAUUCCCUCCGUCGAACCCACCCUCACCGACGACCCAAUACCGGCAGCGACCCACUAUUGACAUCGUUAUCCGAACUCAUGGUAGUAGUAGCUAUGCUUUUGGGUGUCUCUGUUUCAUCUCCUCCGUCAACAUCAACAUCAACAUCAGGAUCAGGAGCAUCAGGAUCAGCUUAUGAAAAUCAGCAACAAUCGCAGAGGUCAUGGUGGAAAUCAAUGUUUUCUUCGUCGGUCGUCAACCCAGUUGGGUCCUCUGUUGUUCUCCCAAUCUAUGGCAAUGUUUAUCCCCAUGGAUUUUAUCACGUUCAGCUCAACAUAGGGCAGCCAUCAAAGCCCUACUUUCUCGAUCCCGACACUGGCAGUGACCUCACUUGGCUUCAAUGUGAUGCGCCUUGUGUUCAUUGCACUAAGGUUUAAAAAAAAUUAAUCAGUUUUUUCAUUUUUUCAUUUUUGCAACUUUUUGUAUUUUUAGAAUUCAAUUACAUAACCAUGCUUGAGCAUAUUAGAAUUCAAAUGGCAUGAUGAAUUUUAGCUCUGUAUGAUCUACAAAAUGCCAUGUUGUGCUAAACUAGAAACAAAGGCUUUCAAUUCCAAGCUUCAUGAUAAGAUAAUUGCAUCGAAAUAAGCAUAUUAUAUUAUAAGGUCCUAUGGUUUUACAGGGCACUUGGACAGGCAUCACCCGACAUCUCUGCGUUCAUCCGAGCAAAGACAGCUGCUUAUCCCAUAUUUGAGAUGAUAGAGCGAAACACAAUAAGCAAAACGAGCUUGAAAACCAGUAGGAAACUAGUCAAUCAUGAAGGCCAUAUCCAAUUCAAGGACGUAUGCUUUAGCUACCCAUCUCGUCCUGAUGUUAUGAUAUUCAACAAGCUGUGUCUUGACAUACCUUCUGGGAAGAUUGUAGCCCUUGUGGGAGGAAGAUUGUAGCCCU
This is a messenger RNA of Camellia sinensis, 1030 nucleotides long. NCBI's taxonomy places the organism in Eukaryota, Viridiplantae, Streptophyta, Magnoliopsida, Ericales, Theaceae. The record is from RefSeq and is a predicted model, not a curated record.